AUGACGCCAUAAUUUGUUGUGCCUUUUGUUUACAAUCGAGUAAGAUCUUGGUCUGGACAUUCAGAAUGUCAAGACUGUAGAUCUAAAUACAUGCAGAUUGGCAUACAGUUCUGUAUUAAUUCACCAUACUGAGAAUUCCGACCUAACGUCUAGAGGUAUUCUAGAUCUAGUUAGUGAGAUACAGUAAAGAAUCAUCAGAAUCAUCUAGCAUUAGAAAAAUAAAUAAUUAUGUCUAUUAAACGAGGUGUAGCGAACGGGAUAAUUCGAGGUUUGAGUGACUUCUGGAAAUGUGAAGAACUUCAAGACUUUACUGUCACACUUGGUACAACAAAGUUUGGGUGUCACAGGUUUCUUCUGGCAGCUUGUUCUGGGUUUUUUAGAGGACUGUUUAGAUCCGGGAUGAAAGAAACUGAGUUAAAAAAUGUGGACCUUGAAGACAUUUCUAGUGAAACUUUUGAGUUGAUCCUGGAAUCUAUUUACACUGGACAUGGUGUUCUAACAAAUGACAAUGUCAUUGACAUCUGGAGGGCUGCAGACAAGCUGCAGAUAGUUUUUCUGGUCACUGAAUGUGAACAUUUUGUAUUAAAGUCUUUGUCUUUAGAAAACUAUAAUAAAUAUUAUCAGAUUGGUUGCCUCUUAAGCUCUCAGCCAGUAACCAAAGCAGCUUGGCCAUACAUUCUGAAAAAUUUCCAUUCCUUUGUGCAAACAAGCGUCUUCUUGGAGUCGUCAAUAAAUGAAUUGUUAAAGUUAGUGCAGAGUCAGGAAUUGGUAGUAAAUUCUGAACAUGACGUAAUUAAGGCCAUUUUGAAAUGGACAAAGUUUAACCCUUUUGCACUGCAACACGACCUGUCGGACAUUCAUGAAAUGAGUUGCAAACGUUUGAGAACACUAGGGGUUAAUAGCAACGGCGAAGACAAUGAAGCAUUCUCUACAACAGCUCUUAGUGACGCCAAUUCUCAGAAUAGCUCUUCAGAUAACAGAGGACAACACCUGGGACUUUUGCUGUCGAAGGCCAGAACAUGCCUAUUAAGUCGCGAAAGUUUAGAAAUGCUGCUUUGCAACCCACUGGUCAGCGACAACAAGAUGGCCAGCGAUGUCGUGAAUACAGCUCUCUCGUACAAACUUCAAAUCGGGAAAAGAAAUGGCCAAUGGCCAACAGCGGCGAUACGUAGAAAUUGUAGCAGCUUUGAACACGUUGGCCUGGCAAUGAAACGAAAACUGAGUGGAGGUUGUCUAUUGCAGGCAUUCUCGUUGACAAGUAACAAGUGGCUGAAUCUGGACAAUACAGAUUUAAAGGACAGAGACUUUGUCGCUUUUUGUGUCAUGGACAAUGUCUUGCAUUACUUCUUCUUGGCGCCACUGGAUGACGCAAGACUUAAUGGAUAUGUUUACAUUUACCAGUUAGUCGACAAAACAUGGAAAGCUGUCAAAAUGUAUCUGGUCCUCAAGUAUGCCACGUUCUAUGUCACAGUCAUAAACGACUUCAUUUACAUUCUGCCAAGCAAUGGCCAAGUGAUGGCUAGGCUUCACCCGGCCUCAGAAACUCUUGUUUCUUCGCCUUCUGUACCAGCAGACCCAACAAUUAAAGACGACCAACCAAUUUGUCACGUGACGAAUUAUGAGCAUAUGAUUCUUGUGUUUUCAAGUGUAUCUGGGAAAGAUGUAGAGACUGUCGUCCAGUGUUAUGAUACGUCACAAAAUAUCUGGACACGUCUCAACAAUCUUGAAGGUCCAGCUAAAGGAAUGACCAGUUUUAAAGAUGACCAUUUUACUUACAUUUUACAGUCAAAUGGUGAUCUGUGGAAAAUAGUCAGGCCACAAUCAGAUUCUUUAGAAUUUGAAUAUGUGAGUUAUCUGUGGAGUAUUGACUGGUCACUUGUCGGUGCGAUCACGUUUUUCGAUAAACUCUACAUCUGUGGGGUCAAGACAGAAACACUUUCAGGUGAUACUCAGCUACGAAAGUCUCUGCCAGGUGUUUUCAGUCAAAUAGCUUUUAUAGAGCGUGAACCAGUUGAGAACAAGAUCUUUCUUCCUAUAAUAAUCAAGAAAACAUAAAUGGUCCAACUUUGAGAUAUAAGUAACUCAGAUUAAUAUAAGUGUAAUGAUUUCAUGUAUAUCUUUAGUAACAUCCUACACUUAAUAAUGUAUUCAUGCACUACGUAACUAAUAAUGAAUUAAUAAUAAAGUUGUUUUAAAGAUUAAUUGCUUUGCU
Molecule: messenger RNA, 2212 nt
Organism: Biomphalaria glabrata
Lineage: Eukaryota; Metazoa; Mollusca; Gastropoda; Planorbidae
Product: kelch-like protein 28
Exons: 2
Coding region: 229-2055 (608 amino acids)
Molecular function (GO): protein binding
Source: RefSeq, a predicted model, not a curated record